Molecule: messenger RNA, 2482 nt
Organism: Periophthalmus magnuspinnatus
Lineage: Eukaryota; Metazoa; Chordata; Actinopteri; Gobiiformes; Gobiidae
Product: adenylate kinase 7-like
Exons: 17
Coding region: 136-2196 (686 amino acids)
Biological process (GO): nucleobase-containing compound metabolic process
Cellular component (GO): cytoplasm
Molecular function (GO): ATP binding; AMP kinase activity
Source: RefSeq, a predicted model, not a curated record
GUAUCCUUUUCCGCAGCAACCAGCGCGAGCCCCUAGCAACGAAAACUUUGGACGUUUUUUGCAGUUUGUAUGUCUUAAUUUACAGACAGCGGACACAAACAUAAUUGAAAGUUACAGCGUAAAAUAUUAUCUAAAAUGGUGGACAUGAAGCCAAAAACUAAACGAGUAUUUGUGAAUGAUGUUGACGUCUUUUCUUCAAAAAAUAUUGCCAAGUUUUUGUCCUCAUGCCUAAUUGAGGAAGAUGAGGAGGGAGAAGAACCUGCUACACCCAGGGGUGAACCUGCUUUUCAAAUUGUGGGGACAGUGUCAUCCUCACUUCAAAAUCAAAGAAAUAGUGGCAUGACUGAAUACUAUGUGUCACCAACUCGUGAGGAACUCCUGGGCCACCUUCUUAAAUGUGAUGUCAUUCUGUACAAUAUUUCAGAAAAUUCCACACAACAAAUGAUUAAUGAAGCUACAUGGGCCUUAACAACUCUUCAUGAAGAAAUGGAGAAUUUCAAGUCCAGGAAAUUGUUCAUCCUAAUCUCUUCAGUGAUGACAUGGGCCAUGACUAAGCCACAGAAUCCUGAUGAACCAGACGUCCCAAUAUCAGAAGAGCAGUUCAGAAGAAGACGACCACAUCCCGCUUUCAGAGCACACAAUGAAUUGGAGAAACUUGUGUUGAAGCUUGGUCGAACUAAAAAGACCAGGCUUCCAGCAUAUGUGGUUUCUAGUGGUCUUCAGUAUGGAAAAGGAGAAAACCUCUUUCAUUUCUUCUUCAAGGUUUCGUGGUUGAUGCAAAGUCCGGAGGUCCCCAUGUUUGGCCCGGGAACAAACUAUAUACCUAUGAUUCACAUACAUGACCUUGGAGGAGUGAUACAAAGCAUAAUACAAAACAAACCAAAGGCAAAGUACAUCCUCGCUGUUGAUGACUCUAAAAACACACUGGAGGAAAUAGUUAAUGCAAUUAGUACUGCACUUGGACAUGGAAAAGUAAAAGAAUUCACAGAGCAAGAGGCAAUAUCUAUGAAGGCUUUUCAGCCAAAAGAGCUGGAUUACCUGAAGAUCAACCUCUCUCUGGAUGCUUCUCUGAUAAAAGAGUUAAACACCCAAUGGACCUCUGAAAAUGGGAUGGUGGAAAACAUAGACAACAUUGUGGAAGAAUACAAAGUGACCAGAAAUCUCCUUCCACUUAAAAUCUUCUUGUUUGGGCCUCCUGCAGUGGGCAAGACAACAAUUGCUAAGCAGCUAUGUGUUUAUUACCAACUGAACCACAUAAAAAUUGAAGACGUCAUUGAAGAAAAGCUAAGGGAACUGGGGGAGCCAGAGAGUGAUGAUGCUGCAGAUGCUAAACAAGAAGAGCUGAGGGAAAUCCUAAGAAGUUUUGAGGAAGAUGGAGGUCUCUCAGCUGAUGAGAAAUUACUUGAAAUUGUCAAGGAAAAACUUAAUUCAAAGCCAUGUUCAAACCAAGGCUUUGUUCUGGAUGGUUUCCCCCACACGUAUGAACAGGCACAGGCUCUAUUCUCUGAUGCAAAUCCAGAAACUCAGGAGUCCAUAUCCAUUGAACCAGUUUACAACAAGAAGAUCACACCAGACAACAUAUUUGUCCUGAAUGCGUCUGAUGAGUUCCUGAUAGAAAGAGUACAGGCCCUUCCAGAGAGCGUAGCAGAGAAGAUGCACUACACACAGGAGGCCUUCCUCUCUAGGCUGAAGGGGCACAGAAACCGCUGUGCUGCUGAUGAAACACUACUGGACUACUUUGAAGAGCUGGAGAUUUACCCUGAAGAAAUUGGUAUAAAUUCCGAUGAUCUGGAGUACACAGCUGCUUUGAAGAGGAUCAUUGGGAUGGUGGGAGAGCCUAAAAACUACGGCCCGAGUCCAGAGGAGCUGGAAGCCCAAAGGCUCAAGAUGGAGGAGGAGAAGAGGCAGAGACUGGCCAAUGAGGUUACAGAGAGGAAACGCAGGAACCAAGCCACCCUGGCAGAGAUGGCAGCUCACUAUCAGGAGUGGAAGAAGAACCUGUCAGAGCUGGAGCGACAGGAGCAGGAGCGGCAGAGUGCUCAGUCCCUGCCUCUGAGGCUGUACCUGAUGAUGUAUGUAAUGCCCUCUCUGUCUGAGGCUAUGCUCGAGUGCUCCAAGGUCCGUCCCGAGGACCCUGUCGACUUCCUGGCUGAAUAUCUCCUAAGGAACAGCACUGAGAACUCACAAAAGGAUUAGUUUUUGUUUUUUUUUUAUUUCCAUUAUUUAUUAUUAACAGCUCCACAGAAAGGAAGUACUGGUACUAUUUUUAAUACUUGAUUUAACACUAUGCAAUAUAACAUGAAAAAGCUAUGUCCCUUUAAGCCACAAGAGGGGGUAAACUCCAUGUGAGAUGGAUUUGGUGGACAAGUCUACUUCUACUUCAGUGCAGUGUUUUGUGCUACCAUGUAAAAUACAAUAUUAUAUCCCAUACAUUCCAAAAGCAGGAUUUUGUCUCUGUUUGCCAGUAAAGUCUUGAUCAACU